AUGAUGAAAACCGAGAGUACGCCGCCGAAAGACCCGCCCACGCCGCCCUCUGCGACGACCAAGGCGGCAUCGAUGUCACCGACGGCCGUGACGACAGCGCUUACGGACGAUGCUCCUCGUGCGAAAAAGGCCGGUGUUGGGCCCGUGCGCACGCGGGCAGCGCCCAGUAAGACGUUUGUUUGCCGCGGAUUCGGCGAUUGCAGUAUGGUGUUCAGCCGGAGUGAACAUCUCGCUCGCCAUGUUCGGAAACACACCGGCGAGCGCCCAUUUGCUUGCCACUGUGGAAAACAGUUUUCGCGUCUCGACAACUUGCGACAGCAUGCGCAAACAGUGCACUCGGACAAGACCGAUCUCAACGAGCGGAUGAUGCGUGAUCUGACGUCGCUCCACACUGCGUUGGCCGCAAGUUCGCAUCGCAAUCUGCCCCGGCUUUCUCCGUCGCAAGCAACAACGAGUCAAGGAUCUCGGUCACAGCCGUCAACGCCUAAUGAUUCGCAUCCUCCUUCGGCAGGUGUAGUCCCUAGUAUGGCCUACGAAAGCUGGCGUCGUGACGAUUUUUCUCAAGAAUCCUUUCUUCCGGGCCAGCCCUUUCGGGCCGACCAAUCCUUUCGGCCCCAACACCUUACAAUCCCGUCGACCUUUCCCCCGAGCCAUAGUUCCUACGCCCCUCUCUCAGACAAUCGAUUUCAACCCACCGCCCAUGACUUUCACCCUCACCCUUCCGGACGGGACAGCAUCGGCCGAUUUCCAUCUUCCAACUCCGCCCAUGCUAAUGGGUCCUUUGAGCGCUCCCAUCCUGGGCGAGACGGAUUCGAUAGGUCUCCCCUCGAUCGACUGGAUCCACGCGACCGGUCCGUGGACGAUGGCGGAGGGAGUAAGCCCUUUACGAGCGGAGGCAGCGCAGGGGGUGGGCUCCCUCCAAUCUCGUCCCUCAUCCCCCGAGAGCAGCACACACAAUCCCUAUUUCCCCCCAAUUCCUCAAGACCAGCCACCUCAGGUAGCCUCUCCGGUUGGCGCACUCCAUCCGGACCUCUCGGACGCCCUGCCACAUCGGCAGGCAGCUGGCUCCCGCCCCUCGAUGGACGCCCGGGGCUUACUGCAAGGCCCGCGACAGCAGCUGCACCACUCGGCUUCGGACCCUCAGCUCCAUCAUCACGCCCGGGCACGAGCGGUGGCAUCGGGAGCAUCGAUAGGGGUGGGGAUGUAUUCGCCUUUGAGCCGCCAGCACUGGCUUCCUCAAGAUACGACGAUGGGGAUGGGGAUGAUAGAUCGCCCCGCGAUCGAGAUGGGGAUGGGCUCCCUCGAUCCUUUGGCCUCCCAUUUGGACUCAGGCCUGGGACUGCACCCGCGGCCUCCUUCGACCGAGCUGGACGGAGCCGAGAGUGGGAGCGGGAGCGACCCUGGUUUGGACGCGACCAGUCGUCUGAGCGCAGAAGUCGACACGAGCUUCGACGAGAUGAACGCGAUUAUGGCUCAAGGCGACAUGAACACUCAGCGGAUAACUGGAAUACCGAACGACUGGCCUCUCGCGAUGCUUCUCCAUCCUCAGACCGAUCACCAAAUCCAUCGAUGGAAUCCCGACGUCGAGGGUCUGGAGGGCUUUACCCCGGAGAACCCGACCGAGAGGUCGGACUUUUAUCGCCCAACGGCGGAGGAUACGACUCGCCGUUUUCCUACCAUCCACCGGGACUCGCUCCCCGCAAACGGUCGUAUGACUUUGGGCCUGGAGAUGCCGCCGGACCAGACUCGAGGCCCUCAUCUCGAAGACUUACCCUCAUGGAACUAUGCUCAGCCGAGUCCUCACCAGAUGAUCAUGCAGCAGGGACUCCACUCGGCGUUUCGACCCAUGGCAAGUCCCCCGUUGAGCGGGGACGGGAGCCCCCGCCCCUCAUUCGACCUGCGACUAUCGGCGGCGGGGAUGGCGGCGGGCUACCAGGGAUUGCCAGCUUCAGUUAUCGAAACCAGCCGGACACGAUAUAUGAGCGAACCGGGACCCUUUCCCUCGGACCAACAGCAGCAAGUACGAUCGGGACAACGCUUCGUGACACCGACGGGCGAGGGGACUCGCUUCCCCCACCACCCUCUCCACCCCCAACAGCCAUGGGACUCCGGGAUGAUGACGGUGAACGAGAGCGCCAACGCAAACGAUUAUUCGAGCGACGGGAUGCAACAGCUCCUAGAGCAUGCGACGAAUUCAACGACGGAUACCAACGGGGAGCGGGCGUAUCCGACCCCGCUGUCGGCCCAUCCUCGACUGCCAGUCACUGGCGAGAACGCGAACGGCUCCGAGGUCAAGUUCGAACACCCAUCUCCCCGCCUCCUACCGCUACCGGAGUGAGGGCGGGCUCGGCCUCUUGA
This is a messenger RNA of Rhizoctonia solani, 2358 nucleotides long. RefSeq names its product C2H2 zinc finger. The transcript is spliced from 4 exons. Lineage: Eukaryota; Fungi; Basidiomycota; Agaricomycetes; Cantharellales; Ceratobasidiaceae. Gene Ontology annotation, biological process: regulation of transcription by RNA polymerase II. The coding region runs from base 1 to 2358 and encodes 785 amino acids. Gene Ontology annotation, molecular function: DNA-binding transcription factor activity, RNA polymerase II-specific; RNA polymerase II cis-regulatory region sequence-specific DNA binding. The record is from RefSeq and is a predicted model, not a curated record.